Prosopis cineraria is the source of this 1435-nucleotide messenger RNA. Its product is annotated as fasciclin-like arabinogalactan protein 3. Bases 287 to 1138 code for a protein of 283 amino acids. The transcript has a single exon. Lineage: Eukaryota; Viridiplantae; Streptophyta; Magnoliopsida; Fabales; Fabaceae. The record is from RefSeq and is a predicted model, not a curated record. Gene Ontology annotation, cellular component: plasma membrane.
GUGCUAGCAUUGCCCAAUCUCUUAAUUCCUUUUUAAGUAAAGACAGGCUUAACCAUCCAAAACAUGCCCUAAAAUAGUAAAGAUGAGAGAGGUUCGUUCCCAGGCCACACCAAAUCCCACUUUCAGUUUUGAACUCGUUACUCAACUUCCACGAGCGUGACUCGUAUAUAUACCUCGUUCGCUUUUCCGAGAUCCUCAAGCCUUUUCUUCUCGGGUACCAUUCCACCGGCUCUCAUUGGAAGAAGAGCUUAAAAAAGAAAUAUUAAGUUCGAAAAAGCCUAGAAGCAUGGGCCCCACUAGUCUCCUCCUCUGCUUUUCUGUUCUGCUGACUUUCUCUUCGGUCACUGGGGCCUACAAUAUCACAAGAUUGCUGGGACAAUACCCGAAUUUUGGGUUGCUCAAUCAAUACAUCACCGAUUCCAGUCUCGCCGGUGAAAUCAACGGACGUGGUACCGUCACCGUUUUGGCCGUCGACAACUCGUCCCUCUCUUCCAUAUCCGGCCGAUCCAAGGACUCCAUCAAGGCCAUCGUCAGCACCCACAUCAUCCUUGACUACUACGACGAGAAGAAGCUCAUGAACAUCAGGAACGACAGCACCACAUUGACCACUCUCUACCAGUCCAGCGGCGUUGCCAACAGUAACCAGGGUUUCCUCCUCGUCUACAACGCUGGCGGCGGUCAUUUCUACUUCGGCUCUGCCGUGAAAGGCGCUCCUCUUAACGCUCAGUUCGUGAAGACCGUUGUCACUCAGCCUUACAAUAUCUCCGUUCUCCAGGUUUCGCAGCCGAUCAUCCCCCCCGGCAUUGAUGCUCAGAGUCCAUGGCCUGCACCGGGAGCUCAAACUAAUUUCCCACCGAAGCAAGACGACGAUUCAGAGCCACCGGCGCAGUCUCCGUCCGAUGAUGACAGCGCGGCUGAUGCACCGAGUGAUGAUACUGGUGGUGACGACGGUGCUUCAUCCCCUCCAGCUAGCAGUACACCUGUGCCUGCACCCGCAGAUGCUCCGGGACCGUCCGAUGACUUGGCCGCCGAUAACAGUAGCGAUGACUCGCCUUCUACUCCGAGCAGCUCCGCACGCGUCAGGACGGGAUUGGUAGGCACAUCCAUGGCCUUCGCUUCCCUUUUGAUCGCCUUGUGACUCGAACGAACGAAUGAAUGAGAAAGGGAAGUAGAAGAAAGAGGGGAGACGAAGAGGAAGAUGGAGAAGGAAUUGGGACUUUGUCGGCAUUGGAAUCGCUUGCGAAAAAAAACUGUAAAACGUUUGCUCCCACUUGUUUUCGCUCAAAAUUCAUCAAAAUAAAGAGUGUUAAAGUCUAAGAUUAUUAACACACAUUCAUUUUUGGUCGGUUUGUCGUUCAUUUUUUAUUUGUGCAAGAAGUGAUUUACAUGACUAUUACGAUGUAACUUGUGCAAUAAAUAUCAAUAUAAAUUCGCA